CCAACCUCUACCUAUAAUAAAAAAGCAACGGUUAAAAAACAUUAGGCAAUGUCGAAUGAAACGCGCCGCAUCAUCUUUAAAAUUCGAUUCCUUAAUCCUUAUUGGAAACUAGAAUAGUGUAGAUUGAAGAAUAUCCACCAUAAAAUCUCUGAAAACGAUUUGCUCUCAUUUCUCCGCAGAAAUAUAUAGAGCAAUUGAGCAGUUAACAGUUACUUCAUCCAUAUCAAGAACAUUCUGUUUCUUGGGUUUCUCUUUCUGGUAAUCAUUCUUGGCAAUUGAUUUUCUAAUGAAGAUUUUCUGGUUCUUGUUUGUACUUCAAUCUCAGGUUGAGGAAGUUUUUCACCUUGUAGUUAGCUCAUCCUUCUUUUCACGAUGAGCUUCGAGUUACCUGAUCACAUCCCCUGGUUGACAUUCCACAAAAACAAGGCAAUGGAGCAAACAUCAAAGGCUCCGGUUGUAGCUACGACAUCCACUAAAAAAGGGCCUUCCUUUGACUUCAAUUUCAUUGGAUGGUCACUUUUCCAGAUCAUCCCUUGGGCUGUCAAUCUGAAAGAUAAAUUUCAGAUGCCAACCACUAUAAAUAAAGGACUAACUAGACGAGCAAGAUCUCGAUCAAGUGACGUGUCAAAUGCUUAUCGAACCCCCACAUUACGGUUCAGACCUUAUGUGUCUAAGGUUCCUUGGCAUACGGGUGUUCGUGCUUUUUUGUCUCAGUUCUUUCCAAGGUAUGGUCAUUACUGUGGACCUAAUUGGUCGAGUGGAAAGGACGGAGGCUCUCUUGUCUGGGACAAACGCCCUAUAGAUUGGUUGGACUAUUGCUGCUAUUGUCAUGAUAUGGGUUAUGACACUCAUGACCAGGCGAAGCUGUUGGAGGCGGAUCUAGCUUUUCUCGAGUGCUUAGAGAAGACUCAUGUACAAACCAAAGGGGAUAAACAUGUCGCUCAUGUGUACAGGACAGUGUGCGUUCAAGGUCUAAGGAACAUACUCAUACCUUACAGAACACAUCUCGUGAAGUUGGGAACCGGACAACCUGUUCUUCAGUUUGGAUGGCUAGGCAACAUUGGAUGGAAAGGAUGGAAUUGGCGGGCAAAUUAAAUACGAAGAUGGAUCGAUCAUUCAUUCACACCCUAUCAAGUAUAUAUUUUGAUUACAUUCUUCCGUCAAGUUCUGUGAAUGAAUGUUCAAGAGGAUUCAGCCAGUCGCGAGUUGUGACUAGAGUAUGAUAGCUUUGUACAUCUGAAAGGUGGAUGUUGCAUCAUUCAUCGAAACUAAUCUACUUAUGCAUUCCCUGCACUGUAAGUAUGUAAAUAUACUAUCAGUAGUAAGUAGUAUCCAAUUACUAAGUUUUCAUGUUCA
This is a messenger RNA of Amaranthus tricolor (Joseph's coat), 1356 nucleotides long. RefSeq lists its product as uncharacterized. Lineage: Eukaryota; Viridiplantae; Streptophyta; Magnoliopsida; Caryophyllales; Amaranthaceae. Gene Ontology annotation, biological process: phospholipid metabolic process; arachidonate secretion. Gene Ontology annotation, molecular function: A2-type glycerophospholipase activity. The transcript is spliced from 3 exons. The record is from RefSeq and is a predicted model, not a curated record. The coding region runs from base 373 to 1095 and encodes 240 amino acids.